UGCUGUAACUGUAUAUCCAUUUCUGAUUUUUUGAUAACAAGGCUAAUUUGAAUUGCUGUAGAAGAGAGAAGAAUAAAGAAAUAGGAUGAGGAUUCUUCUGCUGUUUGCUGUGGUAUACUCUGUUUGGGCUACCAAUCAACCUCCAUCUAAAAUGAAACUUCAGACUGACAAAGACUCUUCAGAGUUUUCAGGGAAUUUUCGCUCAAUUUACUUAACAUCUAGUGACGCAAAGAUGCCAAAAGAAAAUGGAUUUCUGAGAAUUUAUACUCGUAACAUUAGAUAUUAUCUUAAUCGUAAUAAUUCUAAAAAAUUAUCAGUCAGUUUUAACACAAGGGAGGAUGACAAUUGUGAAAACCAUACUGUUGUAGAAUACAUUGGAAAUCUCGUUCUUGACAAGCAAGGGAACACCACUGAUUCACAGAAGAAAGAAAAUGGAGAAUAUACUGGUUCCAAUAGUCUCUGGGCCUUAACUACAAGAUUCCGUACCAUCCCAUAUUUCUGGAUUUACUCCCCAGAUCUUGGAAAGAGAGUCUCAGGCAUGGCUCAAUUUUCAUUGAUUAAAGUGUCAGAUACCACCAUCUUGUUUCAAGUUUUCUAUAUUAAAAACAGUGGGAAAACAAUCAAUAUGACAGCAGCAUUGUCAACAUCAUCAACUCUGGAUAAUGAUUCAAAGGAAGAGUAUUUCAAAGCAACCAAUUUAUACAAUAUUCCUUCCGAAAAUAUCAAAGAUAUGACACAAACAGACUCAUGUCCAUCCUGAAUGAAUAUAUCAAAUAGGUUAUAAGAAGAUUGAGACAAUAUUCAUCAACACUUGUUCUAUGGAAUGAGAAUCAUAGAUAUAAAUUUAAAUAAUAUUUGUCUUCAAAAUCACACAUUUAGUUUUCUUAGAAAAUACACUAGUUGACUUAGGUAGUUGCUUCCAUGCUGUUCUCAUGUCAUAGUUAGUGAUACUGUGUUCCUGUAUGAUUAAAUUACUAGAUUUCACAUAUUUACAAAUGUGUUCUAAA
Messenger RNA from Microtus oregoni (creeping vole), 1007 nucleotides. RefSeq names its product male-specific submandibular salivary gland protein-like. The record is from RefSeq and is a predicted model, not a curated record. Bases 86 to 760 code for a protein of 224 amino acids. Lineage: Eukaryota; Metazoa; Chordata; Mammalia; Rodentia; Cricetidae. The transcript has 8 exons.